This is a messenger RNA of Clonostachys solani, 1374 nucleotides long. NCBI's taxonomy places the organism in Eukaryota, Fungi, Ascomycota, Sordariomycetes, Hypocreales, Bionectriaceae. The record is from the annotation of a GenBank genome assembly.
AUGGCUAAGCAACGAUACGGAGAGGACCGACCCGUCUCGGACGCAUCAUCCUUGGGUCGGCCCCUGCAAUUCGCCUUUUCAAAACGAACAGCCAAGAAUAGGUUCUUGAAGGCAUCCAUGACUGAACGACUUUGUACGUGGGACCUCAAGGACGCCAGCAAGCGCGGCAUCCCUACCCCCGAUGUCAUCAAUGCUUUCAAGUGGUUCGGAGAAGGAGGCAUUGGUGUCAUCCUUACGGGAAACUUGAUGGUUGACCCCGUCAACAUCGAAGGCCCGGGCAACCUCAUCAUCCCCCCCGACGCCCCAUUCGAGGGCCCGCGCUUUGAAAGCUAUAAGCGUCUGGCGUGGGCUGGCAAUCAUGGCGGGAGCUUGAUGAUUGGCCAAAUCUCCCACGCGGGCCGCCAGGUGCAGAGCCGGCUCCAGCCUGACCCCGUCUCGGCGUCGGCUGUUCAUCUCGCCAAGGAGGUUUGGGGCAUGAAGUUUGCCAAGCCCCACGCGGCCAGUCGUGGGGAGAUCAGGGGACUUGUGCAGGCGUUUGCGCACUCGGCCGAGUACCUCUACAAGGCCGGCUUCGAUGGCGUGGAGCUGCACGGUGCCCACGGCUACUUGCUCUCCCAGUUCCUGUCCCGGAGGACCAACCAGCGCACCGACGAGUACGGCGGGAGCAUCGCGAACCGGGCCCGCAUCAUUGUGGAAAUUGCCUCCGCAAUCAGACGACGCGUCCCCCUCUCGGCCGGGUUCGUCCUCGGCGUCAAGCUUAACUCGGUCGAGUUUGACGAAAAGGGGUUCACGCCUGAAGAGUGCGCCGACCUAUGCGUGCUCCUUGAGCAGCAGUGUCAGUUUGACUUUGUGGAGCUUUCCGGGGGCACGUACGAGGACAUGGCCUUUGAGCACAAGAGCGACACGACCAAGAAGCGCGAGGCCUUCUUCCUCGAGUUUGCCGAGUCGAUUGUGCCGAGGCUCAAGGAGACCAAGGUCUUUGUGACCGGAGGCCUCCGGACCGUCAGCGCCAUGGUCAAGGCGCUCGAGGUGGUUGACGGUAUCGGGCUGGCCCGCACGCUCUGCGCAGAACCAAACCUGCCAAGAGACAUCCUCGACGGCAAGGUCAACACGGGAGGGGUAGUUCAAAAGGUGAAUAACCAAGACUAUGGCCUGACCGAGACGGUGGCAGGGACGCAGAUCCGGCAGCUUGGGAGGAACCAGUGCCCAAUGGAUCUCACCAAUGACGAGGUGGUCGAGGCUUUCAGCAAGAGUGUGGAGAAGUGGGAGAAGGCCCUGGAGGCUGACGGGGACAAGAUGGAACUGUACGGCUACGUAGAUUUAGAGGGCAUUGAGCUGGCCCCAAUGAGCAACCAUGAGUCGUACCUUAUUUAA